Dimorphilus gyrociliatus is the source of this 971-nucleotide messenger RNA. NCBI's taxonomy places the organism in Eukaryota, Metazoa, Annelida, Polychaeta, Dinophilidae. The record is from the annotation of a GenBank genome assembly.
AGAUGGCCUCGUCAACGCGUGUAUAAAACUACGAAAAUUUCGAAACUUCCCUCGAGCGCUUCGAUCGUCUCUUCAGAAAUAUUCUACGAUUUUGAUCGAUGACGAUCUACCAUUAUCAAUCAAGUGAAUAAGGGAUAGCAAAGAUUAACCGCAAGAGAAACGCUGUUAGAGCCGUUCACCAAUGGCUUCUCUAGUAGUUCCACCGUUAACUGUUACUCCGAUCUCGGAUUCUGAUAUUGAACUACCAACAGUUCAAAUCAGCGAUCACGAUGAAGACGAAAUAUCAAAGAGAGAUGAGAAGGAGGAGCAAACAUCGUUUAUCAAGAAACAGGAGACGCCUAAGGACCUGCUAAGCGUUCCGCAGCACUCUUUUAUUCCACGGAAAUUAUCUAGGUCAUUAUCAAUUUUUUCCGGCCUCAGCAUGAUUGACUCGGAAGACGAGUAUGAGAAGAGUAUAUUUUCUUCCUGUGAAAAAGCCAAAUUGUGUACUUUGACACUGUACUCGUGGCUGGGGCUCUUGACAAUAGGCUCUGCUGUAACGUUGGUUGUCGUUGGAGUUUUACUAGUAGAUCCUUGGGUUGAGGCCUCUCGUUUCGUCUCUUCAACAUGUAUUGCUGAUAAUCUGCGGCUGAAAGGAGAAAGGAAAUGUACGUGUGGAAAAUCCUGUGCUUCUACGUAUCUUUGCAUUCAUCUCGAGGUCAAGUUCAUCGACCAUCGGAACAGCCCAAAACGAGCAAUUCUAAAAGAAAAUGAAGUAAAUUUAGUGAACGAGGUGCGUCACUGUAAAACGAUAAAUUUAAUCAUGGGUAGCCGUUGAUAGAAAUUGCUAAUCAGCCUGAUAUAACGGCACGCGAUACAUUAAGAGAAAAAGGAUAUAAGUAAUCUAGCGAUUCACUACUCAGGAAGUAUAGAAUGUAAAGUACAUCGUUUUAUUUAGUGUAUAUAUAUACAUAGUUAACGUCAAAACGCAG